Messenger RNA from Lucilia cuprina (Australian sheep blowfly), 591 nucleotides. RefSeq names its product attacin-A-like. Gene Ontology annotation, cellular component: extracellular region. Gene Ontology annotation, biological process: defense response to bacterium. NCBI's taxonomy places the organism in Eukaryota, Metazoa, Arthropoda, Insecta, Diptera, Calliphoridae. The transcript is spliced from 2 exons. The record is from RefSeq and is a predicted model, not a curated record. The coding region runs from base 77 to 469 and encodes 130 amino acids.
CCCAUCAGAAAACAGUACAGAAACAGACUUUCAUACACAACAACGCCACAAAAAAAAAUAAUAAUAAUAUAACAAAAUGACUACAAAUAUGGGUGGAUCUUGCAACACAAAUCCUAGAAAUGGCAGCAAUGAUGUUUUACUAAAUGUCACCAGAACUGUUGGAGAUGAAAAAAAUAAUGCCGCAGUGGGUGCCUAUGUGGCGGCAAAUGAUCAUCGUGGUCCCAAAAUGGGUACAGUAGGAGCGUUUGGCAAUGUUAAUAGCAAUGGCCAUGGUCUCUCUGUGGGUGUUAAUCAUACUCCUAAGUUUAAUAUGACAACUGUAGAAGCUACUGCCAAGGCAAAUCUUUGGACUUCGGCUAAUCAGAAUACAUCUAUCAAUGCUACAGCUACUCAUAGUCAGCAUGUUAGUGGUCCUAUGACUGGUUUUAAAAGUAACAAUUAUGGUUUUGGUAUUAAUCAUAGAUUUUAGAAAAGUAUUUUAAAUUAUUAACGGUUUAUUAGUUACCUAUAUUACUAUUUGCAUUAUUCUUAGAAGCUAUAAUAUUUAUUAAUAAAUAAAAUAAAAUAAAAAUAUAAAUUUGUUUAACUCUA